ACAUCUAUCCAUCAAACCCCUAACCAGUAACCACCCCACCACCACCACCACCGCAACAAUGCAGAUCUUCGUAAAAACCUUAACGGGCAAAACAAUAACCCUAGAGGUCGAAUCCUCAGACACAAUCGACAACGUAAAGUCCAAAAUCCAAGACAAAGAAGGCAUCCCACCGGACCAACAACGCCUCAUCUUCGCCGGAAAACAGCUGGAGGACGGCAGAACCCUAGCGGACUACAACAUCCAGAAGGAGUCAACGCUCCAUUUGGUCCUCCGCCUCCGUGGUGGGGCCAAGAAGAGGAAGAAGAAGACGUACACAAAGCCCAAGAAGAUCAAGCAUAAGCAUAAGAAGGUGAAGCUAAGUGUUUUGCAGUUCUAUAAGGUGGAUGAUGCUGGUAAAGUGCAGAGGUUGAGGAAAGAGUGUCCCAAUGCGGAGUGUGGGGCGGGUACGUUUAUGGCGAAUCAUUUUGAUAGGCAUUAUUGUGGCAAGUGUGGCCUUACUUAUGUUUACCAGAAGGCUUGAGGUUGAGGUUAAUUAAAUAAUAUAAUUAUAACUGUUUUUAUU
Messenger RNA from Helianthus annuus (common sunflower), 562 nucleotides. RefSeq names its product ubiquitin-40S ribosomal protein S27a. The transcript has a single exon. Gene Ontology annotation, biological process: translation; modification-dependent protein catabolic process; protein ubiquitination. NCBI's taxonomy places the organism in Eukaryota, Viridiplantae, Streptophyta, Magnoliopsida, Asterales, Asteraceae. Gene Ontology annotation, molecular function: protein tag activity; ubiquitin protein ligase binding; structural constituent of ribosome. The coding region runs from base 59 to 520 and encodes 153 amino acids. Gene Ontology annotation, cellular component: nucleus; cytoplasm; ribosome. The record is from RefSeq and is a predicted model, not a curated record.